Canis lupus familiaris (dog) is the source of this 1015-nucleotide messenger RNA. Its product is annotated as keratin-associated protein 4-11-like. Lineage: Eukaryota; Metazoa; Chordata; Mammalia; Carnivora; Canidae. The coding region runs from base 42 to 611 and encodes 189 amino acids. Gene Ontology annotation, cellular component: keratin filament. The transcript has a single exon. The record is from RefSeq and is a predicted model, not a curated record.
CUCUCUUGGAAACCCAUCCACGACUUCCACUCUCUGACACCAUGGUUAGUUCUUGUGGCUCUGUCUGCUCUGACCAGGGCUGCGGCCAUGGCCUCUGCCAGGAGACCUGCUGCUGCCCCUCCUGCUCUGGCUCCAGCUGUUGCCGCCCCAGCUGCUGCCAGACCACCUGCUGCCGUCCCAGCUGCUGCAUCUCCAGUUGCUGCCGCCCCUCCUGCUCUAGUUCCAGCUGCUGUGGCUCUAGCUGCUGCAGGCCCAGCUGCUGUGUGUCCAGCUGCUGCCGCCCCACUUGCUGCCAGACCACCUGCUGCAGGACCACUUGCUGCCGCCCCAGCUGCUGUGUGUCCAGCUGCUGCCGCCCCUCCUGCUCUAGUUCCAGCUGCUGUGGCUCCAGCUGCUGCAGGCCCAGCUGCUGCAUCUCUAGCUGCUGCCGCCCCUCCUGCUGUGGCUCCAGCUCCUGUGGCUCUAGCUGCUGCCGCCCCUCCUGCUGCUGCCCCUCCUGCUGUCUGCGCCCAAUCUGUGGCCAGGUCUCCUGCCACACCACUUGCUAUCGCCCCACCUGUGUUAUCUCCACCUGCCCCCGUCCCAUGUGCUGUGCUUCUUCCUGCUGCUGAGACCUUUCCCUGAACCUACCCUCUCCCCUUCAUUGGGUUCAUCAUAGCAGCAGACUCUAUAUACCAUGUGGAUGCCUUAGGGGUGGCCAUUCCCAACAACUGUAUGCCCACACCCCAGCCUCAGGCCAAACUCUCACCUUUGUUGACCAUUUCCUCAGGUGGACUCAGAGUAUGAAAUUAGAUGAUAUUCAUAGAAGAAAUUACUAGAAUUGCCCAAAUUCUACAUCUGACCUUUUGAUUUCUGGGUGCCAAGUCACUCUGUCCCAAACACAGAAAUUCCUGCAGGGCCCACAGGGACACUGCUGUUACAGCCUCAGAUCCAAAAGUCUGUAUUUCCUGUUACAGGAAUGUUUCUGAAUCUUGUUGCUGCUUCUGAAUAAAGUUCCACUUUCCUGGCCUAGAAA